Messenger RNA from Rhizoctonia solani, 4575 nucleotides. Its product is annotated as peptidase C14. Gene Ontology annotation, cellular component: cytoplasmic microtubule; microtubule associated complex; nuclear envelope. Gene Ontology annotation, biological process: nuclear migration; vesicle transport along microtubule; establishment of mitotic spindle orientation. NCBI's taxonomy places the organism in Eukaryota, Fungi, Basidiomycota, Agaricomycetes, Cantharellales, Ceratobasidiaceae. The transcript is spliced from 6 exons. The record is from RefSeq and is a predicted model, not a curated record. The coding region runs from base 1 to 4575 and encodes 1524 amino acids. Gene Ontology annotation, molecular function: dynein complex binding; microtubule plus-end binding.
AUGUCCUCUACAGGAAAAAAGAAAGGCAUUCGCAACUUCAUAGGACGCUCAAAGAAUAAACUCAAAGCAGUGUUUGCUUCCGCCCGCGCAUCAGAUGUCCCGAUUUUUGCACCCUCUACUCACACCGACGCUCAGUCGUUACAAGCGGAGCCAGCUACUCACAAAGGCACGGUGCCUGCUGCCAGCUCAUCACGGCUUUCAGACGUAGAUCAACCGUCAGCCGCAAUAAAUUCGUUCGACGGUGCUUACGUGACCACGGACACCGCGGCUUCCACAGUACCCCGGUCUGCGACCUCUGAGCCUUCGGUUUUACAAACUCUGGUCAGUACGCUGAGGUCAUUGCAAGAAAGCGCAGUAGUAUUCCCGCCUCUUCAAGCCGCUAUCGGAGGACUGGUAUCCUGCGUUGAACGUAUCGAGUUGAGCGUGACGCACCACAAUGAGAUGGUCGAUCUGGCGACAAGGCUGAGUUCACUUAGCGCGUCGCUCCGUCGGCACAUAGAAGUGUCUAAGUCAGAUGAGGUUUCGGAGUUCCUUGAAGCAAAGGCAAGGUCCGUCGAAGAGCAAGUGGACAUCAUCCGCAGCAAGCAGGGCCGCGGAAAAACAGGGUACUACAGGCAAGCCGAACAAGAUGAAGAAGACAUACUGCGAGGAUACAGGCGCAUAGCUGAGAUUCUUGGCGAUCUACAGACCGAGGCAAGCUUGAACAUGUGGCACAUAGUUGCAGAGCAGCGCGCGGACUCACGUCUCGACGCUUUAUCACCUGCUGACUCCGCCGUCUACAACUCGCUUUUAUCCCACGAGGUCAAUCGCAGGGCGUGUACCAAGAACACUCGAUCGCAGAUCCUGCGUGAGCUCGAUCAGUGGUCGCUCGACCAGACCAAGCCCAACGUGUUCUGGAUGAACGGAAUGGCCGGAACGGGCAAGACAACCAUUGCAUACACCUUUGCCAAGUCUCUCAACGACCGCGGCGCACUCGGCGCUAGUUUCUUUUGCACGCGCACUUCGGACGAAUGCCGGGACGUGGGAAGAAUCGUGCCAACUAUUGCGCACCAGCUUGCGCAGUACUCGCCAUCAUUCCGGUCGGCGCUGUUGCGGGUUUUGGAGAGAGAGCCCAGGGUCAAGUCGCAAUCGAUCGACAGUCAAUACGAGAAACUGAUCAAGGAGCCGCUAUCGAAGGUCAAAACCAAGAUGACAAAGGGGCUUGUGGUGGUGAUCGAUGCACUGGAUGAAUGCAACAAUCCGAACGGCGUUGGGACAAUCCUUGAUGUGCUGUUCCGAAUCGCCCCUGGUCUGCCUCUGAAGUUCUUCGUCGCCAGCCGACCCGAGCCGGACAUCCGCCACAGGGUCGAGGCGCAGCCUGAACACAGUCGGUCGAUGUGCGCGCUGCAUGACAUCGAGGCGUUGCUUGUGCAAGCGGACAUCGAGCUAUACAUCCGUGACGAGCUUCCUGACAGCGUGUCCGAGUCUGAUCUCAUCCAACUUGCGAACCUGUCGAAGAACCUGUUCAUAUAUGCGGCCACGGCAAUUCGGUACAUCCGAAGAAAAGGAACUAUGGUUGACCAGGAUCGACUUGAAGCUAUUCUCAGCUCGGCCCUCAAUUUAGGUUCGCGACACGCCGCCAUUGACGAGCUGUAUACUACGAUUCUGAAGGCUGCAACCGAUGAGCUAGAGCAAGAUCCCGAAGAGCAAGAGCAGAUGCGUCGGAUACUCUGGACGGCAGUUUGCGCGAGAGAGCCGGUCGACGUCGACACGCUCGCAGCGCUCACCGGCAUAAAGCCGACAAAAGCCGACAUGCUGCUGCAGUCCCUUUACUCGGUGCUGCACGUGUCAGGACGGAAGAGCAAGAUCACCACGCUGCAUGCAUCGUUCCCGGACUUUCUGUUUGACAAGGCACGAUCGACACGGUUCUACUGCGACGAGGCAAAGCACAGUCAGCUGCUGGGCGAACGCUGCUUCAAGGUGAUGGAAGACCAGCUGCGGUUCAACAUAUGUGGUCUGGAAAGCUCGUUUGUAACUGAUAGCGAAGUAGAGAACAUAGAAGACCGGAUAACAAGGUCAAUCUCGCCGGCGCUAUCGUAUACUGCGCAUUAUUGGGGAGACCAUGUAGUCAAGAGCACGCCCUGUGAGGCGGUUCGGAAAGGGCUGAGAUACUUCCUAUCGUAUCGACUGCUGUCCUGGAUGGAAGUGAUGAGCCUGAAGCGUACGCUCGACAAGGGCAUCAGCAUGCUGUCGGCGCUUAAUCCAUGGCUGACGGGCGAAAGCGGAUCAUCAGAUCUGAUGCAGUCAGUGAAUGACUCGCGGAUCUUUGUGUCAAAGUAUGCGGCCGGAUCGGUCUCGCAGUCGACGCCGCAUAUAUACAUCUCGGCAUUGGCAUUUUGCCAUCACUCAAGCUCGGUACAUAAGCAGUACUGGGGUCGUACUCGGGGGCUCCUUCGUCUGCAAGGGUCUGCAAUAGAACAAAGUCAAACGGCGAUACUGGCAACAUGGCCGAUCCACUCGACUCCCCACUCGCUAGCAUUCUCUCCCGCUGAGUCUCGAUUUGCAGUUGGAUGUUAUAAUGGCACAGUUCACAUAUUGCAUGGUCAUAGCGGAGCGGUUGCUCUGGGACCCCUCGAGGGGCACACCGAAUUCGUCAACUGUGUAGUAUUCUCUCCCGACGGAUCGCUGCUUGCCUCUGCUUCUAACGACGGCACAGUUCUUGUCCGGGAUGCACAAACGGGCAACUGCAUAUAUGACGUCAUCCGGGGGCAUAAUGAUCGGGUGAUGUCAGUGUGUUUUUCGCCGAAUGGCAAGCAUCUCCUCUCGGGGUCCAGGGACCAGACAACACGGAUGUGGGACAGUGGCAACGGCAGUCUCAUACCCAACUCCAUCAAACGCCAUCCUGACGGAGUCAACUGCACGGCAUUCUCUCCUGAUGGCAAGCUUAUUGCAUGUGGCUUGUGGAGCCACGAGCGUCCUAUUGUUGUUUACGACGCAUCCACUGGCGAAUCGCUCCCAUUUCCAUUCGACGCUCAUCAAUCCCCAGUCUCUUCAAUCGCCUUUUCACCAAACAGCAAGCACCUUCUCACCGGCCAUGUGUAUGGUGAUCUGCGCGUCUUGAGUCUAGAUGAUGGUACCGCCACACACUCCCCACCCAAAGUACACAGCCAGGAAAUCACAUCCAUUCGGUUUUCGCCACUCGGAGACAAACUCGUCACUGGCUCUCAUGAUAAGUGCGUGUAUAUAUGGGAUGUAGAGAACGGCUACUCGAGCCCUUGCCUACUUGGCACACACGACGACCAUGUUUCCUCCACGGCGUUCUCACCCGACGGCACACGAGUUGCAUCAUGCUCACAGAGGGGCGUCAAGAUGUGGAAUGCACUCCACUCGACAUCUGCUCACACCUCGCACCGGAACACACCAACCGAGGGUGUCCGCUCCAUUGCCAUCUCGCCUGACGGGUCACGCAUCGCCGCAGCGGGUUUUGACAAAGUGAUCUAUAUGUUCAACGCACACGACGGCACUCCCAUUCUCGAGCCACUUGUCGGACAUACCAAUACGAUCUUCUCGGUGGCGUUCUCUCCCAACGGAAGGUACCUUGCUUCAGGCGGUAUUGACGGGAUAUGUUUGUGGGAUGCCACCAGUGGCAAGCUGCUCUCAGAUGGGCUUGGAGUGGAUGAAGGCUGGGUUGAUUCGAUUUCGCUCUCACCCAAUAGUAGGCACAUUGUUUCUGCCUCGCAUGCCUGGAAGACCUCGAACCAGAAGAUAACAUGUGUAAGGGUGUGGGAGGUGGAUGAUGGGACUCUGACGCCUACCAACCUGGUUAGAAGACACGAAGAUGAGGUCGAAUCUGUAGCAUUCUCCCCCGAUGGCGAGCGCGUUGUUUCGGGCUGUGGUGAUAGAAAUAUUCGUAUGUGGGACUCGAAGACGCUGUCGCUCGUGUUCAAUCCGUUCGGGUCGUGGAAGUAUACAAGUGACAUUACAUCAGUGAUAUUCUCGUUCGAUGGCAGGCUUGUUGCCUCCGCAUCCUCUGAUGGCACUAUCUGCAUCUUCGACUCACACAGUGGUGGCUUAGUUCUAGGUCCCCUCGACGCACAUCAGUACUCGGUUGAGUCGAUUGUGUUCUCACCCGACAGCUGUCAUAUCGCAUCUGGCUCGGUUGAUGGAAGCGUUCGAGUGUGGAGGGUGGCGGACGGAGCUCCUGCAUGUGAGCCACUUCAAGGACAUCAGGGUUGGGUUGACUCGGUGGUAUAUUCAUCCGACGGCGCAUACAUCGUAUCGGGCUCAAGGGACUCGACGAUUCGAGUAUGGAAGGCACCAGGAACAGGCGCUACACCCGGGCCGUCCGGACCUGACCCUUUAACGGCAGAUCUGAGAGAACGCCACCGUGCGAUAGCUGGUGGACUGACAAUCGAUGGUAAUGGGUGGGUGCGAAACCGCCACUCGCAGCUGCUGUUCUGGGUUCCAUCCGAUAUGCUCAAGCUUUUUCCCGCUCUUGAGAGUGUAUAUACCAUUGGACCUGAAGGCAUACUCCACACGGAUUAUAACCAGCCCCUUUUGCUCGGUGAGGAGUGGCAUGGAUGCUAUGUGGGCUGA